AUGUCCAAAGUACAAAAACAACGCGUACAAACCUACGGUAGAAAGAAAACAGCAACAGCAGUCGCUGUCUGUCAACAAGGUCAUGGCUCAAUUCGUGUUAAUGGUCGACCUUUACAUCUAGUUGAACCUCAAGCACUUCGUUUUAAACUUGAAGAGCCAAUCUAUCUUCUUGGCCGAGAUAAAUUUUCGAACGUUGAUAUACGUGUACGUGUCAAAGGUGGUGGUCGUAUCGCACAAGUCUAUGCUAUUCGUCAAGCAUUAGCUAAAUCGAUUGUUUCUUACAAUCAAAAAUUCGUUGAUGAAGCAACAAAGAAACAAAUCCGUGACAUUCUCGUCCAAUACGAUCGAUCAUUACUUGUUGCUGAUCCACGACGCUGCGAACCAAAGAAAUUCGGUGGUCCAGGUGCCCGUUCAAAAUACCAAAAAUCGUACCGUUAA
Molecule: messenger RNA, 438 nt
Organism: Adineta ricciae
Lineage: Eukaryota; Metazoa; Rotifera; Eurotatoria; Adinetida; Adinetidae
Source: the annotation of a GenBank genome assembly